AUGGCGGGGAUUCCGAUUACGGCUGGUGGCUCGGGGACGCACUACGAGCGCACGUUCAAGAAGCACUUUGGAGAUCGACCUACGGCGUUUGCACUAUCGGAUCACCCGCGAGCCUCGACUUCGGCACAACCGCUUCAAGGCGACACACUUGCUGCAUCUACGAGUACGAGCGGGGCAAAGGCACGAGUGGAUGACGAGACGCAUAGCAAGUUGCAGAAUCUGGGCUACCGUAUUCGGGCGCGGGUGAAUCAGGGCUACAAUCGCACCACCACCUCGCUCGAUCCGUUUGGCUCGUCCGAACGACAGAUCCUGUCGAAUGUAACCAAUACAAGACGCGCAUGGAGCAGGGUUCAAAGCGCUCCUGCCUCGAAAGACUUUGACACGCUCAGACUCCACUCGGAUACGGACACACUUAGUGUCACACAAGGAGCUAAACGAAGUCGAGACGAUUCAGACGAGGAACCAGAACAUACCGAAGGCAGUUUGGAUCGUAGGAUUGCUGGCAUGCCAGCUCUGUCUUUCGCUUCAACCGCCUCCAGUUCGUCCCUCGCAGAUCCACCACAAACAUCAUGGACUAGAUCGCACAGCUCAACACAGCCGUUUGCGAUCCAGGACACAGACAUGCCCGACUCCAAACUCGAAUACGACUUCUCGACCCACUUCAACAGCACCGACUUUUAA
Moesziomyces antarcticus is the source of this 681-nucleotide messenger RNA. RefSeq lists its product as uncharacterized. The transcript has a single exon. The record is from RefSeq and is a predicted model, not a curated record. Lineage: Eukaryota; Fungi; Basidiomycota; Ustilaginomycetes; Ustilaginales; Ustilaginaceae. Bases 1 to 681 code for a protein of 226 amino acids.